GCGGAAGAUGGCUCUUCCUUCUCAGUCUCCUCCUCGGAAGUAGACGUUCGUGUCUAUAUUCCGUUCAUUUUAUUUUUAAUAUCAGUUUGAAAGGAUCCCUCUUAGUUUUUAAAUCCCCCAUCAAAUUUCACGGCAAACAUGGAGGCGAAGCUGGACGCUUAAAAAAGAUGACGGGAUCCGAUCUGCUCCUUUAUUUUACCUCAGUUUAAUGGACCGGAUGAUCUGCGUUUCCCACAGCCUUGCAGGGGAGGUAGCUGUAUCCAGUGGGGAGGUAGGCUUUUCCAGGGUUCGUGAUGAAGUUCACCCUGCCCCUGGAAAGCCGGAAGCUGUCAUCUCUUCUAGAGAAGGCAGUUUCUAGGGAAGCCAAACUAUGGAAGGCUUACGUGCCAAAGAAACCUACCAACCAGGAUACAGAUAUUUCCCCUGAAAAGCAUGAUGAGGCCGUCCGGUGGUUGAGGGAUGUUCAUUCCCAGCUGAAGCUCUAUCCAGAGACCCUCUGCCUGGCCAUCGGCAUCCUGGAUCGCUUCCUCUCUGCCAUCAAGGCCCGUCCGAAGUACCUGCGCUGUAUCGCCAUCUCUUGUUUCUUCCUGGCUGUUAAGACUAGUGAGGAAGAUGAGUGUAUCCCGUCUCUGAGAGAGCUGGCGUCCAGCAGCAAAUGUGGCUGUUCCCCGUCUGAGAUCUUGCGGAUGGAGAGGAUAGUUCUGGAUAAGCUGAACUGGGACCUGCACUCCGCCACCGCACUGGACUUCCUUUACAUCUUUCAUGCGAUGGUUUUGAGCUGUAAGUCCGGGCGGCUGAACAUGGCGUUGUCGGGUCUGAACCCGUCUCAGCACGUGGCUCUGCUCACCCAGCAGCUCUUCCACUGUCUGGCCCACAAUGCACUGCAUCAGGUGCCCGGCUCACUGCUGUCCCUCGGCCUCAUCACGCUAGAGCUGGAGAAACUCUGUCCUGAUUGGCUCGCUCUCACUGUCGACCUGCUACACAAAUUACAGAUCGACAGUUCUCAGCUGAUUGGCUGUCGAGAGCUGGUUGCACGUUGCCUAUCCAUGCACACGGCUUCCCUGCCUCCCAACACUGUGUACAUCUACCAUCCCCUGCCGAAUGCCCCGGGGCCUCGGGACGGGGGAGUCCUGCCCCCCUGGCAAGUCUCCCCUGCCCCGACAGCGCCCUCUGACCCCAACACCACCCACACCCGCACAUGCAAGUCCUCAGCCAAGCGAAAGGUGGAACACAUGGAAGUGGACGAGUAUUUUGACGGGAUCAAGCGCCUGUACAAUGAGGAGAGUCUCCAGGAGGGGGCGCCCACGUGCACUGGCCAAACGGUGGGAGGAGGGCAGGGUCCACCGGUGACACAGCAGAAUGCUGGAUCCUCCCCCUGCCCGCCUCUCCAACCGGUCAGAGAAACCUAGAGGAAACAGCCAAACAAUCACACAGCCGCAGCAGCCGCAGUCAUCGCUUCACCUCAGAGCAAGAGAGAGGCCAAAAAUACUAACAAAAAAAACCCUAUACUGUGCAUGAUGCCAUUUCAUAAGCUUAAACAUAAGGCUUUUAAAAAAGCAGACAAAAAAAGUUAUAUAAAGGAAAAAUGUUUGCAAAAAAAGUAUAAAUAUUUUUCCCUCCAUCUGUGGAAACAGGUAUUGUUCCUGUUUGUCUCUUUAUAUGUAGUUGCCAAUUUAGUUUCCUGUCAUUUAUUUCCUAGCUGUUGUCUUCUUUUUCUUUUUGUCAAACACAGACCUCAAAAACCUUUGAGUGCUUUUAAAUAUCAUAUUAAAAUGUUUAUUAAAAUAAUACAAACAAUUAUUUUAAUAAAACUAAUAAAGAAAUAUUUACUUAUUAUUAUUAUUAUUAUUAUUGUUUUUUUUUUAAGGCUGUAGUUAAAGAGUGGCAUUUCUGAAGAUGUAUAUUAGUUUUGUACAAAUGUACACUCUCAUUCACGACUGGGUCUGAUUGCUUGAAUGUGUGUGUGUGUGUGUGUGUGUGUGUGUGUGAGAGAGCUUUUGAAGGGUGAUAAUGUCCCUAUCACUUCCUUAUACUGAGCAUUAAAGAUGAGCUAAUGUUGUUCGUGACAUUAGAUCACACAUGGUGUCACUUGGUUAGAUGAUCUGUUUGUCGCUUGCUCUAAACCUAGUAAUGUAACUGUUGUAAUGAGUAGAAUAAAGUGCGUACGAUUCUGAACUAACAGAAGAAGCUUUAGACUGUAACCAUUCCUUUGUUGAUCAUAACCCUCCUGCCGAAAGCUCUCUCUCCUGCUCUGAGGUGCUGAUGACAGUCGGGCCGCUGCUGAGAAACCUCCCAGUGGUCAAAUAAAUGAAAAUCUUACUGA
Molecule: messenger RNA, 2323 nt
Organism: Carassius auratus (goldfish)
Lineage: Eukaryota; Metazoa; Chordata; Actinopteri; Cypriniformes; Cyprinidae
Product: cyclin-I-like
Exons: 7
Coding region: 294-1409 (371 amino acids)
Source: RefSeq, a predicted model, not a curated record